UGCAUGUUUCUUGAGCCGAGUCAGAGGUUGUGUUGCUGCUGUAGUAGUUGAGCUUUCAGAAAGUCAGUGUGGGAUGACGAUGACCGUCAGAAGGACACAUGUGAGAGGAGAAACACUGUCAUUCAUGUUCGUGUUUUCCGGACGUCUCCAGUAAAUAAGACCCACAUUUUCCUGCUGCUGAAUCCCUCCGCGGCCGCAUCUCAACCUUCAUAGAUGAAGCUAAUGGGAAGCUAGCACCCAAUAGCUUAGCAGCGCAAUUGGCUAGACUAUCCAGAGAUCGAGCCUCGUCCUGCUCAGACAGACUCCAGCCUCCGGGGCCUGAUGAGCACCGGCCCGUUCCAGGGCCUCGUCCAGACCGCCAUGCCUCGCUUCUUCUGCUUUCUGCUCCCCAGGGUGGAUGCAGCUGAUGUGGCUGCUGGGCAGACGCCCCCCUCCUCCUCUUCUUCCUCCUCCUCCUCUUCCUCCUCCUCCUCCUCUUCCUCCUCUUCCUCCUCCUCCUCCACUAGUCCUGCAGCCGGUUUUCUGCCAAAGAUCAUCGGCAAGCCAGAAUUUCCAGAUACGGGAUGGCAGCGCAUCAGGGACCUCUUUGAUCGAGAUGAGAGGCAGAGACCCCCAGAGGAGGUGAUCACCGUGAUGAAGUGCGGCAUUCUGGGAGCGUUCACCGGCUUCCUGUACGGCGGCCUGCCAGCCGCGCGCCUCGCCAGGCAGCGGUACAUCCAGAUCAGCCAGGCGGAGCUGUACACGAGUCGCGUGGAAGCAGUGCGCUCCGCUCACAACGCAGCGAUCCGAGGUUUUCUACGGUACGGCUGGAGAUGGAGCUGGAGAGUUUCUGUUAUAGUCACUUUGUUCAGCUCCGUCAGCACCGGCCUGUCUGUGUACAGAAACAAAGACGCUGUCAGUAAUUACGUUGCAGCUGGAGCUGUCACGGUCGGCCUCUUCAGGCUGAACCUGGGCCUGAGAGGCCUGCUGGCUGGGAGCGUCAUCGGAGCCGUGCUGGGGAUUCCUGCAGGUGCCAUGAUCAUCGGUUUGCAGUCUCUGACAGGAGAAACCUUUAGAGAGCGGAGACGGCGAGAACGACGAGAGCUUUACGAACUCAAACUCGCAGAAUGGUCGGCCCGCCUGCAGCUGACCGAUGAGCUGAUCGACAGUUUGAACGUCAACGUUCGUCCAGAAGAAACCAAUAGGGACCAGGAGAAGAUCGAGGAGCUGCUCGGUUUACCUCGCAACGACGACAAAGACUCAAGCAGCCAAUCACAGUAGCCGAAUCACUUCCUGGUAUUUUCCACUCUUUAAACGUCGGACAUGUUCUCAGUGAAGCGGUCAAAGGUUCCCUGGACUCUGGAUUUGAAGAAUCAACAUGGAAAACUUUCUGUCCAAUGUAAAAAAAGAACAUUAUGGUUUAAAAAUCCUUUACAUCCACUGGUGUAAUUAAUCAUAGGAACUAAGAAACAUCCAACAAAAUUUCAAAGUAAAUGAAUAUAUUUACUCUUCCAUCUUAAUAAAUUAUUUUCAAUACUGUGA
This is a messenger RNA of Xiphophorus hellerii (green swordtail), 1521 nucleotides long. RefSeq names its product translocase of inner mitochondrial membrane domain containing 1 (gene timmdc1). Gene Ontology annotation, biological process: mitochondrial respiratory chain complex I assembly. The record is from RefSeq and is a predicted model, not a curated record. The transcript has 8 exons. Bases 322 to 1260 code for a protein of 312 amino acids. Lineage: Eukaryota; Metazoa; Chordata; Actinopteri; Cyprinodontiformes; Poeciliidae. Gene Ontology annotation, cellular component: mitochondrion.